CCAGAAGAAGAACAUUCUCUGCUAUCGUACACAGGAAGUGUAAAAUGUUGUUGCUUCAAGACAGUUAAGCUUUCGUUAGGGAAUAUUGCGAGAAAUAUCCCAUUUUUUUGUUUCAACAGCAAACUAAUUAAGAAGUCUCAAUGCAUCCUGUAUGUGGCCAUUCUGCUUUGCUAGCCUAGCUGUCUUGGGUACGCAUGCAUGACAACAAAAUGGCAGCGCCUUUCAAAAUCCCGAAGAAGAAGCAGUCUGAAGGGGAUAAUAUGCAGAUGCUCUCGCCGUUGUCACGAAUCCAGGAUGCCAACAGCCAUUUCAAGACAUCGAACUGGAGUAGUUACAAUGGAGUACAACAUGACAAGUCUCACCCUGUAAAUGGGCACAGCUCCAGGGCAGAUAACAGAAGCACCCCUAACAAACCUACAUUCAGGGAAGUCGUCAGAGCGCGACUGGAGAUCCACCAUCCAAUGAGAUCCAAGUCCAGUCAGCCAACAGCCUAUCAGAAGUCAGGGCAGGCGAGACAGGAUCCAGGAAGUCACAGGGGAGACACCCCAGAGCACAGCAAAUUGAAAACACAGCAACUACAGAAAACGUGGCGCCCUAAGAGAGCAUCAGACAGGUUGUGUCGUGAUGAGAACCAGGAAACUGGCUGUGUGUCACCACAGAGGAAGACUCAUCGAACUGGGCAGAAUGAUUCAUCGACAUCUCUGCAACCUAGUCCUUUGGAAACGGACUCUGAUGACUCUGGUCCAGAACUGCCAGCAGAGACGACUUGUUCAUCCAGGACCAGAACCCUGCCUGGGGCUACAUCCCUGGGCGAGGCGGCCUGGAGGAAACAGAACUUGAGAACAAACGGUACCUUGUCUCCAAGCACUGAGGAGGAUAAAACGAUUUGCAAACCGACAACUCCUGACUUGGGGCGGAACGGUAACAGGACCCAUACCCGGUUUGGAACGCUGACCUCUGGAACCUUCCGUACCCCCGCCUUGGCCUCACCUCGCUCAGGACGGAACUCAGACGAGGACGCGGUCUCCCCCGCCCGGCUCACCUCUCCGUGUGACGGAGGGGCUGCCAGAACCCCCCUCAACCGCAACGGAUCCUCAGCCACCAAGAGACCGUCACCCCAGAAGACUCCCCCUUGCAAGCCUGGAGACUGGCGAGCGAGGAGGGAGAGGGCCCAGGGGGCUGAACCAAAGCACCUCUCCCUCCAUCUAAGACUCAAAGGAUCCAAACAUGCGUCGACAGAGCCAAUUGUUCUCUCCAGUGACGAGGAGGCGGAGAUGUGUGAGCAACUGCUCCCGGGCCCCAGUCAGAGGACCCCUCAGAGGGGCCCCAGCCCCCCACAGAGGGGCCCCAGCCCCCCACUGAGGGGCCCCAGUCAGAGGACCCCACAGAGGGGCCCCAGCCCCCCACAGAGGGGCCCCAGUCAGAGGACCCCACAGAGGGGCCCCAGCCCCCCACAGAGGGGCCCCAGUCAGAGGACCCCACAGAGGGGCCCCAGCCCCCCACAGAGGGGCCCCAGCCCCCCUCAGAGGGGCCCCAGCCCCCCUUCCGCCACCCUGGCACCGGGGGCACACACUCAGACUGGAGAGAAGGCUUCUGUCUCCAGUCAGAGAGACGAGCGACCUGGCAGCCCCCAGCCGCCCCCUCCCAUCCUGGAGCUGCCCUUUGUCACCCUGCACGCCGGCGGGGUGAGGGCUGAGGCCAAUGGCAACAUUACGAUCACAGAUGACGGCAUCACCCUGCCUCUGAAAGACCCAGGAAGUGGGCGGGAGGGCGAGGGCAUCUCGGUGAGCCUGGUGGCCUCCCAGCUGCGGGGCUACGGGCUGUGGGAGGGCGCCGUGGCGCAGUCGGGCUCCGUGCUGCGUGGCUGGGAGGGCCCGGCCCCCUCGCUGCUCUUCCUCUGGGUGUCGCACGCCCAGGCAGCCCUGAUCCAGACGGAGCUGUCGACCAUCCACCCGGUCUCCACUUCAGGCCAGCCGUGUCCCUUCCUGCUCCUGGUGCUCCAGGACCAGCUGGGGGAGCUCCAGGCUGCCCUCCUGGCCUCCAUGCUGGCAGAGGAGGCCUUCAGCCUGGGCAGCAGCCAGGACCUGCACUCCCCGCUGUCCUGGGCCGAGGGCCUGGCCCUCAUCCACAGCUGUCCCCAGGAGGAGCAGCUGCUAGCCCUGCUGGGCCCGGCUGCACCCACACGCCUGGAGGACAGGGCUGCACCCUCACCAGCGCAGGAUGGUUUGGGACGCUUGAGAAGCAGCCACAGGAGCAGAGAGCCUUACAGCAGAACCACCUCCAGACUGCAGGGACUUCCCACCAGGUUGAUCCAGUACCCAUCAGCGCCCUCUAAAGGGAGGAUCACCGUGACGACGGAGGACUUGGAGUGUCUGGACAGCGGCCAGUUCCUGAAUGACGUCAUCAUCGACUUCUACCUCAAAUAUCUUCUGCUGGAGUGGGCGGGGGGCGAGCUGGCGGAGCGAUGUCACGUCUUCAGCAGCUUCUUCUACAAGCAGCUGACGCGCUGCGACACCGCCAGCGAGGAGGCCGCUGCCGUGCCGCCUCGGAACCGAAGGCACCAGCGUGUGAAGACUUGGACACGCAGCGUAGACAUCUUCAACAAAGACUACCUGUUUGUUCCAGUCAACCACGAAGCUCACUGGUACUUGGUCAUCAUCUGUUUCCCUGGCCUGGAGGACGCCAGUCACACGGCGUGGCCACGCCCAGCUCCAGCAGGGGGGAGCAGCAGCCUUAGGGGGAGACUGAAGGCGUCAGAGGAGGGGUCCCCUGGAGGCUCCGCCCCGCCCAGCUCCACGCCAGAGAGGGGAGCAGGUUGUAUAAGGCAAAACCCCAGUACUCAUGGGUCACAUAAUCCACCGGAGUGCACACAAGACGGUUGUCAAAGAGAGACGAUCUGUAAGAGACCCUGUAUUCUGGUCAUGGAUUCCCUGAAGCUGUCUUACCAUGAGCGCAUCUUCAAGCUGCUGCGAGAGUACCUGCAGGUGGAGUGGGAGGUCCGUAAGCGCACCCCCCGAGACUUCACGGCAGACAACAUGAAGAGCUCCCACUGUCGGGUCCCCCUGCAGGACAACAGCAGCGACUGCGGCCUCUACCUGUUGCAGUAUGUGGAGAGCUUUCUGCAGAACCCUGUGGUGCACUUUGACCUUCCUGUUCGCCUGGAACACUGGUUUCCACGACAACGGGUGUGGCGAAAGAGGGAGGAGAUCCGGAGAUUAGUCAUGCAGCUGCAUGGUUGUCAAGGCGACCACGAGGCCGGAAACGGGUGACCGAGGAAAACUAAAAGAGGACCAGUCGUUUUCUAGAUGUUAUCGUUUGCUGUGGGCAUUACUGCGCGAACACUGUGAAGGCCUUUUAUAAAAAGACACUAAAUCUGAAUUCCGUCUACAUUCCUUAGAUAUCAAUGGUAUGUAGAAUAAUGUAUUUUAAAAACUAUUGCACAUAAUUUAAUGUUCACUCAGGUUUGACGAAGAGAAUGGAAACAUUGGAUGUUGGCUUGAAUAAAAUAUUUUUCCUAAGGUA
This is a messenger RNA of Hypomesus transpacificus, 3522 nucleotides long. It is a transcript of the gene senp7b, whose product is annotated as SUMO specific peptidase 7b. Lineage: Eukaryota; Metazoa; Chordata; Actinopteri; Osmeriformes; Osmeridae. The record is from RefSeq and is a predicted model, not a curated record. Gene Ontology annotation, cellular component: cytoplasm; nucleus. Gene Ontology annotation, molecular function: SUMO-specific endopeptidase activity. Gene Ontology annotation, biological process: protein desumoylation. Bases 195 to 3269 code for a protein of 1024 amino acids. The transcript has 22 exons.